Centruroides sculpturatus (bark scorpion) is the source of this 733-nucleotide messenger RNA. RefSeq lists its product as uncharacterized. Lineage: Eukaryota; Metazoa; Arthropoda; Arachnida; Scorpiones; Buthidae. The coding region runs from base 1 to 612 and encodes 203 amino acids. The transcript is spliced from 3 exons. The record is from RefSeq and is a predicted model, not a curated record.
AUGAAUUUCUUACAUGUCACCAUAAAAAGAGAAGAAACAAGUGUAUCAUUUAAAAAUAUAAAGAAUGUCUUUAAUAUGGAAUUGAGAAAGAUACUAAAUCGAACAACUCAGCAAGAAAACAUAAACAUCGAAGUAAAACAAUUGUUUAAAAAAUUUCAGUUAAAUGAUUAUCCGAAGCAUAUUCUCUUUGCGAGCCAAAAGAAUAAGAUGUCAAACAUUAUCAGCAUAAUAAACAGUGAAAAUUCGCCCAGAGACCAAUUUAAAAUCGCCGGUGUCGUAUAUAGGAUGUCAUGUACAUGUGGAAGCCCAAAUUAUUACAUUGGAGAAACCGGAAGAAGAUUGGAGUUGAGAGUAAAGGAACAUGAGGCAGCCAUUAGACUGAGAAGAACGGAAUCAGCAUGGUUUUUACAUUGCAGAAAAUUUAAUUGUAAUAUAAAUAUAAAAAAUACUAAAAUUUUGUAUAGAAUAGAAAAUAAUUUAGAAAGAAAAAUUGUAGAACAUUUCUGUAUCGCCGAACAUGUAAAUUUACUUAAUUUGAAUGCUGGAAUGAUUGUUGAUGCAUGCUGGGAACGGCUGUUGGGUAUAAAACGUAACCAACGAAUAACAUCCUGAUGUAUCCACUGAGGAGGCCUAGAUGGCGAAAUGCAUAUGGAUAAAAUUAAUAAAAUAAUGAUUGUUCCUUGCUACUUGUUUGUCUUGUUUUGGCUCAUAGAAUCCUCGAAGUCGGAAAUAG